Molecule: messenger RNA, 1173 nt
Organism: Candidozyma haemuli
Lineage: Eukaryota; Fungi; Ascomycota; Pichiomycetes; Serinales; Metschnikowiaceae
Exons: 1
Coding region: 1-1173 (390 amino acids)
Source: RefSeq, a predicted model, not a curated record
AUGAAUGUUCCUUUUUAUCAAGUCGCCAAUGACUUUUGCGAGGCCCAAGCUAAAAGUGUUCGAUACUUAGAGGAAGCCUCUCUUAAGGAGAGCCAUCCAUGCGAUGCCCCUUGUUCUUAUCCGAAGUUACCCUAUGAUAUAUCUGUUUUCAUUAAAAAAGUGGAUCAGUUCCUUUUCGAAGUUACGAGACAGAAAGCUGCAAGGGAAGCAGACCAGAUGAAAGUAUGUGGAACUCUCAAUAGAGUGGUACUUAGCAAUGAGGACAUUAUCGGAGCUGUGAGUCGAAUAAGCAGAAGAGUUAAAGAAGGAACCCAAGAAAGCACCCUUUCCCAUCUUGAGCAAGUCUUUGCCAUGGUUAUUGAAAGUUUCGGACGAGGCAUCUUUGAAUUGGCAAGAGCUGCUCAUUCUAAUAAGAGAGGCAAAGAAGCCGUGGAGAAGUAUGAGGCCGGGUUGGCUAUGGUGAAAUUUUCUCAAAUCGUGAAUCCUUCGAAACCUAAAGAUGAAGAGAUAAUAAGUAACAAUCCCUGGGAUGUACCUUUGAAUAGCGCAUGUGACGUACGUAUCACCGCUACCAAAGCAGGCAAAGACUUGUCAAAGAAGAAAGAGAACUCUUUCAGAAAUAUAAAAGAUCCGCUUGCCGGUUUAGGCCGCUUCCAGUGGAUAAAAGAGGUACCUGAAACUCAGAGAAUGGUUUCGGUAAACGAGAGAGGGCCAGAAACAGAUUUUCGUCGACUUGAAGAGACAGUGGCUGCUCAGCACAAAAUAGUAAGCAGAUUCUGUGAGGAGCACCUACUCUUCUCUCACUGGUGGUACGAUUUUCUUGGUGGGCAUCUGUUCGACUACGGAUACAAGCGUUAUAUUGAAAAAUGUCAAUGGCAGAUACAAAACUCCAAAACAUAUAUUCAAAGUUUGUCUCGACUACGCCAUAUGCUAUCCAAGUACAUUGGCAGGCUACAAACAUGUGGGCCUAUUCUCUCUAAAGCAGAGCAUGAAGAAGCUAUGGAGAUCCUUUCUAUACUUUUCUUAUCAGCCACUUCAGAUUGGUAUGAACAAAUGGCCAUUGGAUAUAGCGGGGCACUGUGGGUAGAGAUUGAGAGGGAAUAUGGAGCGGCGGUGAUCGCCACAGAACGGUGUCUUGCCCAAAAUGAGGCCACGUACAAUCUAAAAUUAUAA